AUGGAAGAAUACAUUCAUGGCCUCCCGGAAUAUCAAAACUUCCAAUACACCUUCACCUUCUCCACCCCUCUCGCUGUUAUUCCACUGAUCUACAUGACGCCAACCGUCGUCAUCAUGCUGAAAAUCUUCAAGUCAUGUCGGGCACCGAGUCAUUGGAACACUGCUCACUCGAUGAAUCAUCACAUCUAUGCGAUUAUUAUGUUAUAUUUUUUGUUCAACACCCUUUUCUUCAUCUCCGACUUCCUCCGCUUCUCCCUUCCAGCCACCGGUCUCCUCACAGCCUGGUGUGCCAAUAUCCAACCAAAUCACUUCUUCAAACUCAUCUUUUUCUGCACCUUCUAUUUCAACUACUGUAUUCUUAUCCUUCCAUUUCUUCUAUGUUUAAUAAGACUAGUGAUCCUGUUUUAUCCACGGGACCAUCCGAUGAUCUGCUCCAAAAUCAUGAUCAUCUCUCUGCCGAUCCUCUUCCUCAUCCCAUUCCUCUGCACCGCCUUCAUGAUUCCGGCACUGGGUUACUGUAGACAAAUGGGACCUCCGUUACAGUACGGCGCCACGUAUAUCUAUUACAGUGGCGGCUGGUUUGGUUGGCGUAAUUCCUACAUCCAUUUGGUAAUGUCAGUGGUUAUGUGCACAUUAACUAUAAUUUGUUCAGUUCUGAUGGUUUUUAAGCUAAGACAGUCCGUAUUUAACAACUCAUCCGCCCGAACUAAGCAACAAUCCCAAAGAGCUGAAACUUCACUAUCUAUAACUAUGAUAUCUUUUAUCAUACCGUUUAUUAAUAACACUAUUUUAACGAUAGUCUACCUAACCGUACUUAGCUGUGUCUACUAUCUGAUGAUAUUCCGCCCGUUUGGAAACGACUGUGAGACUGUUAUGAUGCCAUGGAUACUGUAUUUCACUCAUCCGAUGUUCCGGAAAAAACGGACUGUCAGUCAGUCAUCGGCGGUGUCAGCGAUAAGGGGGACGAGUUCGCCGAUUUUGGGGUGA
Caenorhabditis remanei is the source of this 987-nucleotide messenger RNA. RefSeq lists its product as uncharacterized. The coding region runs from base 1 to 987 and encodes 328 amino acids. NCBI's taxonomy places the organism in Eukaryota, Metazoa, Nematoda, Chromadorea, Rhabditida, Rhabditidae. The record is from RefSeq and is a predicted model, not a curated record. The transcript has 6 exons.